AUGAGCCAUGCCAGCCCCACGCAACCUGUUGAGCAACCCGACCACUAUCGCCGAAAGCGCAGACCUGUGAAUUGCGAGCAAUGCCGACGCUCAAAAUUACGAUGCGAUCGCCAAUGUCCGUGUGGAUCUUGCAAAAGUCGUGGUCGUGAGGCCGGCUGCUCGUACGAGGCUCGUCCACCUGUUUCUUUCUCAGGCAAAGCCCACAGGCCAAUCGUCACUGGUUGUAGUUCAGUGGGACGAGGCAACAAAAACCAACGUCCCUCUGCUUCAUCGAGACAAAAUUGCAUUAGUGUCACACCUCCAGAGCCUGGACUGACCAGAUGCGAGCCCAAUCAGACGCCACUCGACACGAAUUGGGAAAUUGCAUUCGAACGACCGCCCCCGGAGGCUGAUGCCCACAACACCUUGUCACCUCUUUCAAUGCUUCCAUGCAUCCCUGUCCAACAAAUCAUUGACUCGCUUCCCUCCAAACCGUGUUGUGACUAUCUCAUCUCUCAUUUCUUCCAAAUAAUCUCGCCUUUGUUUCCUAUUCUCCAUGGUCCAACCUUCCAAAGAAAAUAUACAGAAUUUGUACAACGACCUCAUGAGGCUGAGCUACCUUGGUUAGCUUUACUUCUCGCUGUGUGCUCGCUAGCUCUACAUACCAUGGAUGAGACUGAUCCCAGGCUGGCAGAUAUAUGGAGUAAGCUGCCUUUGAGUUCCACGCAGGGUUCUGCAAUUGCUUCCGAGUCUCGCAUCCUUCUCCGAUAUGCAGUGACGUGUCUCUUGCAGGAUGGGCUUUUCAUCAACCACAAAUUCAGCACAUUUGAGGCUUUGUUGAUGGUGAUUUACAAUCUUUCCCACAAUGAGUCCGUUGACCAGGGAUGGGGCCUCUUGGGGAUAGCGCUUAACAUGGGCAUUGCGUUACGGUGCAAUGUGGAUCAGAAGCUCAAUCCGGUGGAAGAUGAGAGGCGGCGUCGCUGUUGGACUGGUCUUCUCACAUUGCAUACUUACCAGGGCAUCUUGUUUCGGGAUGUCGAUAUGUCAUAUCUUCUUAAUAUCAAGGCCUCCCUACCAACGGAUGUCAAUGAUGCUGAUAUAACGGAAGAAGGCAUUUUGCAGCCGUCCCACCGGGUCCAGCCUACCCAGAUGUCACUUUUUCUCAGCAAAUAUCGACUCUUCCAGCUAUCUUCUCAAAUCUGCGUUCAUAUCUCAAGUCCCUCGCGCUUAGAUCGACAUUGUCUACAGAAGUUUGAUGCGGCGAUAUCUAAGGAACAACAGCAAUGGGACUCCACUUACUUGAUUGAUGGCUCUCUCAGCAUUCUUGAUCCUACAAGCUACGCAUUCUGGUGUGUUUUACAGACAUUCGCCCAUCAUCUCUACCUUCUUUUGCACCGACCGUUUCAUCUCUCCGGACUGGCCGAAUUCCUUCCAUCGUCCAGAGAAACGUGCAUCAGGUCGAGUCGGGCCUUGAUCUCUCUUCACAAACAAAUAUAUGAAUCUCCACUCCUUCGAAGUUAUCGUUGGUUACUGAAUGGAGUGACAAGUUUGAAAGCCCUUCAUGCAGCCGUCGCGCUCAAUUCUUGUCUGCAAGAUAUAUCAUCUUCGCCUGACCAUGGAUAUGAUGUGGAGUGUUUGAGGGGAGAGCUUGAAAGCUUGAGCUUCCGAAUGAAAGAUAUCUCUGGGCGCAGCAAUAUUUGCUCAAGGGCUUAUGGCAUACUCUGUCAUUUGCAGUAA
Molecule: messenger RNA, 1716 nt
Organism: Penicillium olsonii
Lineage: Eukaryota; Fungi; Ascomycota; Eurotiomycetes; Eurotiales; Aspergillaceae
Source: the annotation of a GenBank genome assembly